GCACCUACGAGCGCCUGGCGCUGCUGCUCGGCUCCAUCGGGCUGCUCGGCGUCGGCCACAACCUGCUGGUGCUCGUCCUCUACUACAAGUUCCCGCGGCUCCGCACCCCCACGCACCUCCUCCUGCUCAACAUCAGCCUCGGCGACCUGCUGGUGUCGGUCUUCGGGGUCACCUUUACCUUCGUGUCCUGCCUGAGGAACGGCUGGGUCUGGGACACCGUGGGCUGCGCGUGGGACGGGUUUAGCAGCAGCCUCUUCGGGAUUGUCUCUAUUACCACUCUAACUGUGCUGGCUUACGAACGUUAUAUUCGCGUGGUCCAUGCCAGAGUGAUCAACUUUCCCUGGGCCUGGAGGGCCAUUACCUACAUUUGGCUCUACUCACUGGCCUGGGCAGGAGCGCCUCUCCUGGGCUGGAACAGGUACAUGCUGGAUGUGCAUGGACUAGGCUGCACCGUGGACUGGAAAUCCAAGGAUGCCAACGAUUCCUCCUUUGUGCUCUUCUUAUUUUUGGGCUGCCUGGUGGUACCGGUGGGCGUCAUUACCCAUUGCUAUGGUCAUAUCCUGUAUUCCAUUCGAAUGCUUCAUUGUGUUGAAGAUCUUCAGACAAUUCAAGUGAUCAAGAUAUUAAGAUAUGAAAAGAAAGUAGCCAAAAUGUGCUUUUUGAUGAUACUCACCUUCCUGAUCUGUUGGAUGCCUUAUAUUGUGAUCCGUUUCUUGGUGGUUAAUGGUUAUGGACACCUGAUCACGCCAACAGUAUCUAUUGUUUCAUUUCUCUUUGCGAAAUCAAGCACUGUGUACAAUCCAGUUAUUUAUAUCUUCAUGAUCAGAAAGUUCCGAAGAUCCCUGCUGCAGCUCCUAUGCUUCCGACUAUUAAGGUACCAGCGGCCUGCUAAAGACCUACCAGCAGCUGGAAGUGAAAUGCAGAUCAGGCCCAUUGUGAUGUCACAGAAAGAUGGGGACAAGCCAAAGAAAAAAGUGACUUUUAACUCUUCCUCCAUUAUUUUUAUCAUCACCAGUGAUGAAUCACUGUCAGUUGAUGACAGUGACAAAACCAGUGGGUCUAAGGUUGACGUAAUCCAAGUGCGUCCGUUGUAGGAAUAAGUAAUGGUAAUGACAGAUGGGGCCUUCUAUUGGAUGCUACUUUUAGACUUCCAUUAUGAGGGCUGUUCUGGAAUCCACAUUCUUUGUAGAAUCGACAAAACUUGGUGGCUCAUGGGAAAUUUGAAUUACCCAUAUGUUCUGUGGCCUCAGGAAGUAAUCAAACAAGACACUUUUUUAUUUCAAUGGGUGCUGUACAUAAUGAAAAACAACUGUGGCACAAGAUGGGCAUCUGGCACCAUCAUCAUCUAACGUGUUGGAAAUUUUUAUUUUAAAUAUAUUUCUAAAGUACUGACUUUCCAAGGCUCAUAAUACAUUGUCAAAAAUACUUCACUGUAAAAACAAUUUUGUCUUAGAUAUGUGUAUGAAAAAGCUAGAAAAGUUUGCAUUUUCUGCUGUGCUGAGUCCUAUUCAGUAUCAAGUCCUAUGUUUGACCAAAUCAAGAAGAUAAAUAUAGAAUAAAAAAGAAAAGCAGCCCCCUAACUUUAUUGGAAAUAAAAGAUUUUUCUCACCUGUGUAGUGUGUGAGAGAGCAGCUUCAGAAUAACAUGGUACUGAGCCAGCUCUAGAAGAUACUACUAAGAAACAUCAUAACGCAGAGAAUAAGGUGAUGAAUUUCAAGGUGAUUAUGGCAUUGUAGUUACUUAUAAGAGAGUAGGGAUGCACAUAGUAAAAGUGGUGUUGAUGGCAGGUUGGUAUUUCCAUCUAUAUCAUUUCAAACGUGAGCAUCACAGUAUUAGCCACUCCUUUUGAGAAUUUCCCACUAUUUUGCCAUAAGUUUUUGAUUUAGAAAAGGAAUUCUAACUUUAAAAAAAAAAAAACUUACAUUUGAAGGAAGAUGGAAAUAAGUGUUAAUAUUUUUUACUCAUGAUUCAGUCUACUGCAUAACUGAUGGUUGGUGAUAGUGAUGAGGCCAUUUCCUCAUGGGUCAUUGUUUAAGACUUGAAGCACACCAGGAUAUGCUACUCUAAAACAUGUGUCUUUGCAUAUAGAUUAUUUUGAACUGAAAGCAACCAAAAAGGAGCAAGUACAAGGUAAGUUCUUUGCCUUCCCCUAUUUGUCUAAAAGCAAGACAUCAAUUUACAUAGGCGUCCUCCUCCUCUCUCUAGGAAAGAAGGACAAGGUUGAUCACCAAAGGCAACUUUAGACCCUCAGAAUCUGUUUUCUUUGUCUUGUCAUUUCUUUAAAAAUUUACUGUUCUUUGUUGAAAAUGCUAUAUAAAUUCGGGAAUUCUAAGCCAGCUCUUUGAGAUUCACUCAUUCUCCAGUAUCUCCCAUGUAAAUACUAAACUAUACAUGUUAAUAAACUGUUUAUUUUUCUCUUAUUAAUCAGUAUUUUCUUACAGGGGCCCCAGUCAAUGAACCUAGGAUGGGUAGAAGAAAUAAUUCUUCUUUCCUCCCCUACAAACCAAACACAGAUUAUUAGGACCCCAGGGUUUCUUUGACAUUGUAGAAAAGAAACACUGGAUUAUUUUAUUGACUCAUUUUUAUUUUUUAGAUGAUUCUCCUAGUGUUACAUCUUCAUAUUAAACAUGUUAGAAGAACUGCUAAAUGACUCUGUCAGCCUAUUGAAGAGGAAAGAACCAAAGAAAACAUUUUCAAUAAAUA
Messenger RNA from Tupaia belangeri chinensis (Chinese tree shrew), 2703 nucleotides. RefSeq names its product opsin 3 (gene OPN3). Gene Ontology annotation, biological process: G protein-coupled receptor signaling pathway. Gene Ontology annotation, molecular function: G protein-coupled receptor activity. Gene Ontology annotation, cellular component: membrane. The record is from RefSeq and is a predicted model, not a curated record. NCBI's taxonomy places the organism in Eukaryota, Metazoa, Chordata, Mammalia, Scandentia, Tupaiidae.